This is a messenger RNA of Colius striatus (speckled mousebird), 6625 nucleotides long. It is a transcript of the gene TSC2, whose product is annotated as TSC complex subunit 2. The transcript is spliced from 40 exons. Bases 202 to 5508 code for a protein of 1768 amino acids. The record is from RefSeq and is a predicted model, not a curated record. Gene Ontology annotation, cellular component: TSC1-TSC2 complex; nucleus; cytoplasm. Gene Ontology annotation, biological process: negative regulation of insulin receptor signaling pathway; regulation of small GTPase mediated signal transduction; positive regulation of GTPase activity. NCBI's taxonomy places the organism in Eukaryota, Metazoa, Chordata, Aves, Coliiformes, Coliidae. Gene Ontology annotation, molecular function: GTPase activator activity.
GUCCUGUGCUGAGCCGGGCACAGGGGUUCCAGAGGGGCUGUGGGUCAGGGCUGGCUGGGCAGACGGUUUCUGGAGGGUGUUGCUGUCGAUGUGCCUGCUGUAGUGAGUGUCCUUGUUCUUGCUUCUCCUCUCUCCUUGCCAUGGCAGCAUUUGGAUGUCCGAACACUCUGAUUUGGGCUCAGCGCCUCUUGCUUGUCAGCAAUGGCAAAGCCUCAGAGCAAGGAUUCUGGAUUGAAGGAGAAGUUCAGGAAUCUCCUGGGGCUGGGAACGUCCCGGGGAAGUUCAAAGUCGUCGGAGGGCAAGCAAACAGAGUUUAUCAUCACAGCAGAAAUACUCAAGGAACUGAGCAUAGAAUGUGGGUUGAGUAAUAGGAUACGAGCAAUUAGUCAAAUCUGUGAAGUGGCAAAAACAAAAAAAAUUGAAGAGCAUGCAGUGGAAGCCAUAUGGAAAGUGGUGGCUGAUAUGCUGCAGCCAGAGCGCCCUGUCGAAGCCAGACAUGCUGUUCUUCAUCUACUGAAGUCCAUCGUUCAAGGACAGGGUGAGAGAUUAGGAAUCCUCAGAGCACAUUUUUUUAAGGUUAUUAGGGACUAUCCCUCCAAUGAAGACUUGCAUGAACGGCUGGAAGUAUUCAAGGCUCUAACAGAGAAUGGACGGUACAUCACCUAUUUAGAAGAAGAGUUGGCUGACUUUGUACUACAGUGGAUGGACGUUGGUUUAUCUUCUGAGUUCCUUCUGGUUUUAGUGAACCUGGUGAAAUUCAAUAGCUGCUACCUGGAAGACUAUGUAGCUGACAUGGUGCACAAGAUAUGCCUCUUGUGCAUUCAGACUUCAUCAUUUGUGGACAUAGAGAUUUCUUUGCAAGUCUUAGAUGCAGUUGUUUGCUAUAACUGUCUGCCAUCAGAGAACCUGCCAGUAUUUAUCAUCACUUUGUGCCGUACCAUCAAUGUGAAGGAGCUCUGUGAGCCGUGCUGGAAGCUUAUGCGUAACCUUUUGGGAACUCAUUUGGGACACAGUGCCAUCUACAACAUGUGCAGGAUCAUGGAAGACAGAGCUUACAUGGCAGAUGCAGCGCUGCUGAGAGGAGCUGUGUUCUUUGUUGGGAUGGCUCUCUGGGGUGCCCAUCGCCUCAAUUCACUCAAGAAUUCCCCAACUUCAGUGCUGCCUUCAUUCCUCAAGGCCAUGACAUGUCCCAAUGCAGUCGUGUCUUAUGAGAUAGUUCUAUCCAUAACACGUCUAAUAAAGAAAUAUGGGAAGGAGCUGCAAGCUGUAACGUGGGAUAUCCUUUUGGACAUCAUGGAGAGAUUGCUGCAACAGCUGCAGAGUCUGGAGAGCCAAGAACUGAAGUCCAUUGUACAUGAUCUUUUGACUACGGUAGAAGAACUCUGUGACCAGAAUGAAUUCCAUGGAUCUGAAGAGAGAUUUUUUGAGCUGGUGGAAAGAUGUGCCGAUCAGAGACCAGAAUCUUCUGUGUUAAACUUGAUAACAUACAGAGCUCAAUCCAUUCAUCCUGCUAAAGAUGGCUGGAUUCACAACCUUCAGCUGUUAAUGGAGAGGUUCUUCAGGAAUGAAAAUCGUAGUGCUGUUCGUAUUAAAGUUCUGGAUGUCUUGUCCUUUGUCCUGAGUAUUAACAGACAGUUCUAUGAGGAAGAGCUGAUAAACUUGGUUGUGAUCUCUCAGCUGGCUCACAUUCCAGAGGAUAAAGACCAUCAGGUCCGAAAACUGGCCACUCAGCUACUCGUGGACCUGGCUGAAGGCUGCAACACACAUCACUUCAACAGCUUGCUUGAUAUCAUAGAAAAGGUGGCUGCACAUUCUCUCUCAUCUCCUUCUGAACUGGAAGAAAGGGACUUACUGUCGUAUUCAGCCUCUUUGGAGGAUGUCAAGACAGCAGUUCUUGGACUCCUAAUAAUUCUUCAGGUAUUUGAUUUCCUGCUGAUGCUUCGAGCUGACUCCCUCCACCGUCUUGGCCUUUCCAACAAGGAUGGGGCAGUGAGAUUCAGCCCUUACUGUCUCUGUGAUUUUGUAGAAGCAGAGAAGAGGACUUCUGAGAAAAAGCCCACAGGUACAUUGUCCCCACCAUCAGGGAGCCCCAGUGUGCCUGCCCAGAACACCGCCAUUCGUGUAGGGCAUCUGCCAUACUCCAUGGUCUUCGGUGUCCUCCUGCAGUGCUUGAAGCAAGAGACAGACUGGAAGGUGUUGAAGUUGGUCCUCAACAAAUUGCCUGAAUCUCUCCGCUAUAAAGUGCUAUUUUUAACUUCUCCUUGUAACAUAGACCUCCUGGCAUCUGCACUGAGCUACAUGCUCACAGACAAGAAGACUACUGACAGGCUCCAUGGUACCCCAGAAGGCUUUUCUCGCACUGAUUUGCAUCUGGCUGUAGUCCCAGUGCUGACGGCGUUAAUAUCCUAUCAUAAUUAUCUGGACAAAGCUAAACAGCGUGAAAUAGUGUAUUGCCUGGAGCACGGGCUCAUCUACCGCUGUGCAAACCAGUGCGUGGUGGCUCUCUCUGUCUGUAGCGUCGAGAUGCCCGACAUCAUCAUAAAGGCACUUCCUGUCUUAAUAGUCAAGUUAACCCACAUUUCUGCUACAGCCAAUAUGGCAAUCCCUCUCUUGGAAUUUCUUUCGACUCUAGCAAGGCUGCCUCACCUCUACAGGAACUUUGCAGCUGAGCAGUAUGCCAGCGUGUUCGCCAUCUCCCUGCCCUACACAAACCCUUCCAAGUUUAACCAGUACAUCGUUUGCCUGGCCCAUCACGUGAUAGCGAUGUGGUUCAUCCGCUGCCGCCUUCCCUUCCGCAAGGACUUCGUCCCCUAUAUUACAAAGGGUCUGCGCUCCAACGUCCUCCUUUCCUUUGAUGACACACCCGAGAAGGACAGUUUCAGGGCUCGCAGUACAAGCCUGAAUGAGAGGCCAAAAAGUAGUUUAAGACUAGCCAAAAAUGCAAAGCAAGGCUUGAAUAACUCUCCUCCAGUGAAAGAGCUGAAAGAAUCCUCUGCAGUUGAUGCCUUCCGAUCCCGCAGCAUCAGUGUGUCUGAACAUGUGGUCCGCAGUCGGAUACAAACAUCCAUCACCAGUUCAAGCCUGGGCUCUGCAGAUGAGAAUUCCAUGGCUCAGGCUGAUGACAACUUAAAGAACCUGCACCUGGAGCUCACGGAGACCUGUCUGGAUAUGAUGGCUCGAUACGUCUUCUCAAACUUCACUGCGGUGCCUAAGAGGUCUCCUGUGGGUGAGUUUCUGUUGGCUGGAGGAAGGACCAAGACGUGGCUGGUUGGUAACAAGCUGGUGACCAUCACUACAAGUGUUGGAACAGGGACAAGGUCACUGCUUGGCCUAGACUCUGGGGAGCUCCAAAGCAGCACAGAAUCAAGCUCUGACCCUGUUUUGCAAGUAAGACAAACUAAAGAAGCUCCAGCAAAACUGGAAUCUCAAGCUGGGCAGCAGGUUUGCAGAAGCUCUCGCAACAGAGUCCGAUCCAUGUCUGGUGGUCAUGCCUUACGUGUUGGUGCCUUAGACAGCUCAGCCUCCCAUUUUCCCAGUGGUUCAGCUUCCCAAGGGAUACAGUGUCCUCCUGCUCCUGCACCUCGAUCAGAGAAGACUAAUCCCACUCCACAGACACCUCUGCAGAAGGAAAAGGCAAACUUGGCUGCGUAUGUCCCACUGCUGACACAGGGAUGGGCAGAAAUCCUCGUGCGCAGACCCACAGGUAACACAAGCUGGCUAAUGAGCCUGGAGAACCCUCUCAGCCCGUUUUCUUCAGAUAUUAACAACAUGCCCCUGCAGGAGCUCUCUAACGCGCUGAUGGCUGCCGAGCGCUUUAAGGAGCACCGGGAGACAGCUCUCUAUAAAUCCCUGUCUGUCCCCUCCUCCAGCCUGGCCACAGGGACAGCCAAACCAUCGCUCCUCCAGCGCUCCAACACAGAGUCAGCGGUGGUGCUGGAGGAAGGGAGCCCUUCAGAAAUGGAGCUCAAGGAAACAGAGUCCCCAGCCGAGUCUCCGGAGAGUGAGGACAUUGACACUUCAUGUUCUGAGCAAGUCCUGAGCGAGGAAACAUUUGGGAAACCCCAGGGGUCUUAUAGCAGGUCCUCCUCAACCUCCAGCCAAGAAGAAAAGUCUCUGAAGUCAGAAGACCUGGUGGAGGGUGGAAUUCCCAUCGGGAGGGUCCUGCCAGAGGAUGGCCGAACACUGGAGGAACUUUCCUUCCAGCCCUCCCAGCCCCUCAGCAAGUCCAGUUCUUCCCCCGAGCUGCAGACCCUGCAGGAGGUCCUCAAAGAUGCAAAUGGCAGAGAAGUAACAAGGAGGCUGAGCACAGAAGUGAAAUCAAAAUCCCAGUCUGGGAACCUGGAAGGGGAAGGGCUGGGCAGUUGGCUGGGCAAGGGGGAGGAUGCCAGAGCGACCGGGGCGGGCAGUUUGGAUGGCACCGGCCCUGUCACCUCCCCUCGCUCCCCCUCCGGGCACCGGCCCCGGGGAUACACCAUCUCUGACUCAGCCCCAUCGAGGAGGGGCAAAAGGAUCGAGAGAGAUGCCUUCAAGGGCAGAACAGCAGCCUCCAAUGCUGAGAAAGUACCUGGAAUAAACCCAAGCUUUGUGUUUUUACAGUUGUACCACUCCCCAUUCUUUGGUGAUGAAAACAACAAGCCCCUUUUGUUGCCAAAUGAGACAUUUGAAAGAUCGGUGCAGCUCCUGGAUCAAAUACCUUCUUACGACACGCACAAGAUUGCAGUGCUCUAUGUUGGAGAGGGCCAGAGCAACAAUGAAAUUGCAAUUCUGUCCAACGAGCACGGAUCCUAUCGCUACACAGAGUUCCUGACUGGGCUGGGGAAGCUCAUUGAGCUCAAAGACUGUCAGCCUGACAAAAUUUACCUUGGUGGCCUGGACGUCUGUGGGGAGGAUGGACAGUUUACCUACUGUUGGCAUGAUGACAUUAUGCAAGCCAUCUUCCACAUCGCUACUCUGAUGCCCACAAAGGAUUUGGAUAAAUACCGCUGUGACAAGAAGAGGCACCUCGGGAAUGAUUUUGUUUCUAUCAUUUACAAUGAUUCAGGAGAAGACUUUAAACUGGGAACGAUCAAGGGUCAGUUCAACUUUGUGCACGUUAUCAUCACACCACUUGACUAUGACUGUAACCUGGUGACGCUGCAGUGUCGGAAAGACAUGGAAGGUCUGGUAGACACGAGCGUCGCUAAGAUCAUCUCCGAUAAGAACCUGCCGUUCGUGGCCCGUCAGAUGGCUCUGCAUGCCAACAUGGCUUCCCAGGUUCACCAUAGUCGAUCAAACCCUACUGACACCUACCCAUCCAAAUGGAUUGCAAGGCUACGUCAUAUCAAGAGGCUGAGGCACCGGCUACGGGAAGAAACGCAGUACCAGACUCCUGGCCUUCCCCUGCAGAUGCAUCCGUCGGCUCCCACAAAGCCCCCUCCCCAGAUCCCUCAGGACCCCCCACCCACCUACGAGACGGGCCAGCGGAAGCGGCUCAUCUCCUCGGUGGACGACUUCACCGAGUUCGUGUAGAUGGCGGCGUGUCGGGCCCCGCUUCCCCCAUGAGCCAGUUCCCGCGGCCACCGCUGAGGGUCAGGGGCUGCAGCGUGGCCACGUGCGUUUGCUGAGGACACCGUGUCCCCGCAGGGGCUCCAGGAGAGGACCUGCUCUGCGUGUUUUGGUUUCGUUCGGUUUGAGCUACUUCAAGGUUUCCAUCUCAGAUGGGGACUUUCUUGCAGAAUCUUCCUCUGGACUUGCUUCCACAGCAGUGCCUGGUAGAAGGGGGCAAAGUGAGAUGUUCUGCACCUGAGCACAGAGUUGGAACGUACAGGAAAUGUUGGGAUUUCGUCAACUUGAAUUGGGAAUGAAAUAUGAACUGCUGAAAAUCUCGUCACUGUUUCCAAAGCGCCCUGCAAUCCCAGCUCCUCUCCAGGCCACAGUGCCUCCAGCACUUGAACUCUUGGACUUGUUCUGCUGCCAGCUCUGGUAAGAGUUAAUUUGGUUUCUCAAGUGACCUGCCAGACGUGCUGCUCAAAUUCACAAGGAUGUGUCUCCAUUUUGAGAGAUUCCCAGCCCAUCCUCCCUCGUUCAGUACAAAGGAUUUUGCUGCCACAAGGAGCAGAGCAGGGAGGCAAAUGCUACUUGUCUGAGCUGAGCAGCAGGGACGAGCCUCAGGCCAGACCACCUGGCCUCUUGGCUGCAGUGAUGCUGGGGGGAACUUGUCCUUCUCUGUGCACCCAGCACACCCCUUUGUGAAGGACUGCAGAUGUGUCCUGGGCCAUGGUCUCCAGAUGAGUUUUGCCUGUUGCGCUCAGGCCUGGUGCCAGUCACUCUCCUGGGCCCUUGAAGCAGGUCCCAGGCGGGUCCUGAGCUGGGGACUGGGACAAUGUAGCCCUUCUUGGUCAUCAGACACUACACUACCCAACUGGGAGAAACCAUGGAAGCUGGACUGUACUGUGAGUACUUUACCUCCUGCCUUGCUCGCUCUGGGGCAUACGGCUUUGCAGCAGGGCCCUGGCAACCAAGGCAGGUGCCAUCUGUGCCAGGCGAGGGCACGACAGCCAUGCUCCAGGGCCCUUGGGAACUCUAAGUGUAUGUUGUGUUUUGAGUGUUUAUAAGUUGUAACAGAAAUAAAGUAUUUGUAUGGUCA